GUCAAUAUAUCAAUUUUGCUUCCCUAAAUUGCAACUCAGAUCCAAAUGGUCACCUGAGCCCUCCAGGCAUGUUGUUGUAGGCAACUCUCCAUUGUUAUUGACAGUUGGUGCACUCAGCACCAACGAAUGUGAACCAGGCAACACAUUUCUCUUGCCAUACUGCAGCGUGUGGACAUUGUAAAAUUUUGUUACAGAAAAGUUAGGAGCAAGUACCCAUUUUAAAAUAGAUUAACAGGGUUUGGCUUGUACAUAUAGAGGCAGGACUAAAAGCAGCACUAGACUUAAUAUCUCUGGCAGGUUAGGUAAAUCUGUCUGUUUUCCUAUUAGAAAGGGCAGUUUUAAAACUAGCGCUGCUUCAUCACCUUAACAAAACAUUGUAUUGGUAUUUGGUGAAGCAGUACUGUUUCAUAUAUAUAUUUCCCGCCUGUACAUGGACUAUGAAGAGGAUGAUGAUGUCUCCUUUGCAAAAUGGAUGAGCAGUUUCUGGGGACAUAAUGUGCCAGAUGAAAGUGACAACGCAAGUAGAUCUCACAAGAAAUGGCAAACAAGAUCCCUCAUGGAAAGGAGAGCCUCCCUGCCGGCUAAACUUUCUUCUAUUCAUAUGACAAGAAUUCACGAUUCUCCCAAGAUCCCAUCACCAAGCCACCUGAGGGAUUACAAAGAAAUGCGAGAAGACCAAGAUUCAAAAGAUACAAAAUGGCACUUUCAUACAAAAGCAUGCAAGAAGUCCUCAAAUGGCAGUUUUUCCCAGGGGGCAAGUGGACCAAACAGUCGCUCAAAUUCCAUCCUGGAGUUUUCAGAAUCUUUUGAGAGGCAGCUGCAUUUCAAAAACAAGCGCUCAGUUUCUUUGGAACCUGAAGGAAUGAAACAGAGGCGAGAGAGAGAGAGACUGCGUAGUCACAGGAGCAGGUCCCAUAAGAAAAUGGGAGAAAAGAAGGAACCCAAGAAAGAGCAAGUGGUAGGAGAUAUUAGUGUGGAGCUCCCAGCCGAAAAACAUAGUUAAUAACUGAUAGUAUGUACAGGCAUAAAGAGAGAUGUUAUACUUUUGUAUUAAAAUGGAUUAUAAAAUAAGAUUUGAGAUUUAGCUUUUAUUCUAUACAGUAAUCAGUCUUAGAGUAGGCCAUAGCUACUAAGAUAAAAAUAAUUUGUAUUACUUCUUUAAAACUUCGCACUUAAAUUGGUGAGUUAAUGUUUUUAUCAUUAAAAUAUGGGAUGUUAGCUUUUAUCAAAAUCAAAAUGAGCAAUUAAUCAUAUACAACUUGUGAAUACGGUAGAUACAUGUGCUCAUUUAUAAGAGAGAAUAUAGUUUUGCAAAGCCACAUGAAAAUAGCUUGGGUUAAAACUGGAAGCUCAGAAGAGUUCAGUAGGUGGCUUGUGGAGGAGAAACCCCGCCCCCACCCCCUGCAAUCCUGAAAUCAGGUUUCACACUAUACAGUCAAUUGCUGCAAAAUUCUGAAUAGUCCUUAAGUUAUUUCACAGAUGAGAAAAUAACACCUAUAAAGUCAUUAUACAAACAAAUUGGGUAUUUCUUCGAACUUUUUUCCUGCCUGUAUCACACAGUUGAUCUGCCUGUAUGUAUAUUUUCAAUAAUUUCAACAUAUUUUCAAUAUUACCCCAAAUCUAACAAAAUUCUGCUACAUAUUAAAGUGCUACAAAAAGAGUAACCACAAAUUCAUUGCUUCCAAUUAAACCCAAUGAUGUGGAUCCAACCAUCCUUCAACUGGUCUACCUCCAGCCUAGGGAAACUUCCUCCAAUUUAAGCAGCAAUUCUUCCUACAAAAAAGCCACCUAAAUUAGGGGAAGGCUUCUUAGACUGCAGGAAGUCCUCUGACUUGAGUUAAAAGGAAAGGUGAGGUAUAAAUAUUUAAAUAUAUGAAUAUAUUUUGCUUUGUGGAAGGGUAGGGUAGGAAUAGGAACUGCCUCCCAUCUCUUAUUCUGUUAUGGCACCUGUUAUGGCUAUAUCUUUAAACAGGCAUUGUUCUUACAUGCCCAAUUUAUAUAUAAGUGGACUCAUGAGACUACCGCGUCACUUGUAGUUUGGGCCGCAAUUAUCAUUUACUUAAGUUCUGUUAUACCUUUUCAGCAUGUUAUAAGCUAAAUAUAUUUUCCAUCAUUCUAGAUGACCAUGGCCCUUAUCCCACAAUGAAACCAGAGUACUGAUUCCUGUACUGGGAAGCAAGUAAUUACUUCACCCUUGGCAAUCAUAUUAGUUAUAUAUUCAAGUUCUAUAAUAAAAACUCAGUCAAUUAGAUUCUCAACAGGAACUGUUAAACUGUUAAAACAAUUGUUAAAGGAAGGAAGGCCAAUGAUGAGACUGUGAAAAAGGCCCAGUGGUGCUUCUCCAUUAUUUUCAUUUUCAUAUUUGUCAUUUGUAAAUUUAUUUUAAAGUGGAAACAUGGCAUUAUUACCUUUCUCUGAAAAACUGUUUUUUAAAAUUACAUUAUUUUACUAUGUAUGAUAAUUAUUAAAACAUAUUAUUUUAUUUUGAAGAGUGAUGAAGUCGUAAAUGUCUUAGCAAAACAUUUUAUUAGUUGCUGUGUAUGAUAUUUUCUCACUUAUAUGAUAUAUUUCACAUUUAAUAAAUAUCAGUUUCAAAAUUAAAAUAUGCUGUAUCCAA
Messenger RNA from Sphaerodactylus townsendi, 2617 nucleotides. RefSeq names its product leukemia NUP98 fusion partner 1 (gene LNP1). The coding region runs from base 431 to 1003 and encodes 190 amino acids. The record is from RefSeq and is a predicted model, not a curated record. The transcript is spliced from 3 exons. Lineage: Eukaryota; Metazoa; Chordata; Lepidosauria; Squamata; Sphaerodactylidae.